AUGAAGCUCAUCCGAUGGAUGGAGCAGCACAUACGAGGGGGGCGCAAGAAAGACAAAGAGGACAAAGAAAAAGGAAAACAAAGCAAGAAGAACAGAAAGUUACAACGGGGUUACGACGAUGCGGGCUCAAUCGUCAAAUUACAGGAGAACGAGCUGCAGAAUUCGGUCAGAGAGCAGACCACGUCCGCUGUAGAAUCCUUGCUUGGUCCUCUAUACUCGGCUCGAGAGCAGACGGUCACGCUGGUCGAGAAUGGUUUCAAGGGUAACUAUCACUGCAACAUUGGUCUCGAACCUGCUUCCGACCGGAGCGCGUUCGUAGACAGCCAGUUAGGCGAAGGUGAAGUCUACUCCGAGAUUCCGGACACACCUCCGCCACCAGCACCUCCAUCGAUCGCCAAUCGCAUACCUUUACAACACAUCCGCUGUAUCGGACAGACUGCUCAGUCAGCAGUCGGCGAUGCAGCCAGCCAAGCACAACACAAUGCGGAGACACCGAGAGAACGGAGUCGUAUCAAAACCAAUCCGUGGUUCGUCUCAUCGCCUCAGAGUCCCUGCUGCUCAUCGUCGACCUCAGGAGAUUCGGGCGCCUGGACAGCCACUUCGAGCGACAGAUCCGGGCGCCUGACCCAUUCUCAGGAAGGGCAAACUCCGCGAGACAACGCCAGCCACGAUUGGUACUACGCGGAUUCUGCAUCGUCGACGACGUCUCUGACGAAGAAAGCGUCGGCGAUAAACGCGAGCCAACUGUACCAGAACGUUUUUCCGCUCGAGGAACGGAUUCCGAGCGCUCAGAAAGCUUCGGGUGGACGCGUCCUAUACCGAUAUCCGUCCGGCACACAUAUAUCUACGGCAGGGAAUCUCAACAGAUGUUUCCAGAGGCGGCCAGAGAGUGCCCGGACUUACAGAAAAAGUUACUUCAUGAACCAGUAUGGAGGAGACACACCAGACUUCACUUCGUCCGAGGACGAAGCGUUCUCUGACGAUUACCAGACGGAGAGCGGCAACAGUGAUAUGCCCUCAGUCCGUAAGAGGUCCAGCCACGAGAACCGCAAGAUUAGCCACUCGUCCGCAGUCUGUGCUAAUGACGGCCGGGAUAUCUUCGGCAAGACGAAUGACCUCCGGCAGCUCAUUCCGGGCCGACGUAGCAGUCAAGUACAGUUCCCGUAUACGUCUGGACUUCCCGGGAAAACUGGACUCACGGGCUGCCUCAGAAAUCCCUCUCCUCUCAAGACUCCGGGGAUGGGCGAUGAUUGGAGUCGGCCCCAAAAAACUGUAGAGCGUCAGAUGAGACAGCAGGAGAACUUCCUGCUGCACCGAGAACUUCUGCAGUUCAAGCAGUUCUUGCUGAUGCGUACGCUGGAAAACAUGGGAUCAGAGCUCAACAUGAACCGCAAUAUUUUACUCAGCAGUCCUCAGAUGAGGCAGCGCCACUUCCUGAGACAUCAUGAUUUGCAGGGCCCUCCCGCUCAAAACAUUUCGAGACAACAAGUUCCGACAGGACACUUUGUUCAAGCAAACGACACCAGAUUACCGCUCCACCAACCUCCGAGAGGAGUCCCGCACCAAAGUCCCCGUCUGGCCCCGAACAUGUUGCAUUGUUCUCCCCUGAAAGAUUUACGCUCGCGGAACCCUCAAAUGAGUCCACGCACCCCUCGCCUGAGCCGUACCGUAGCUCACCAACUGGAUCAAACGAGUCAAAUUCCUCAACUACCUCAGAUACCCCGUCUCGAGACAGGUUUCGAUCGGAUCCCCGGACUUUCGCCUAAUUUGUCCCGGUCAAAUAAUCCGAGGCUACUGUGUAGUCCGAAGAUUGGCGUCAGAGUCAACCCGGCUGCUAGCCCCCAGAUCGGGCGCCCGAUCUUCGCGAAGCCAAAAGGUGUUCCUCGGACAACCACAAUCGAUUUCCAAGCAUUCUCGUCACCGUCGAGAAAGCAGGCGGGCGAGACGGCGUGAAGCCCGGGACUUAUGCCUACCCGAGGCUCGAAAUGAAGACUAAAAGCGAACAUUACGUGGAACGCCAUCCAUCCAGAAGCAUCUAUUGGGAGCUACAGCGGAUAGUGUGAAAAUGAUCGCUCGGCGGAAGAAUAUUCGAAGCUACCUCGGAACCCGCUGAACAAAUUACCUGACGAGCGAAACUUAGCCGCGAAACAGAUCUUGUCUCUUCAUAGGUAGAAGAAAUUACAGGGAAAAUACUCGUGUUCAAUAAGAAUGAUCGCGUGUGAAUGACCUGCCAUGUGCAAUUCAAGACCGGGGAAUCUCAAGAGCCACGAGAGAGGUGGCAGAGAAGGGUGCCAGAAUUCCCCCGUACAUGAUACAAAUUUUUCAUAGGUUUUAAGAUUGCUGAUAAAGAGACAAUGGACGAGU
This is a messenger RNA of Galendromus occidentalis (western predatory mite), 2364 nucleotides long. RefSeq lists its product as uncharacterized. The coding region runs from base 1 to 1953 and encodes 650 amino acids. The transcript has 10 exons. Lineage: Eukaryota; Metazoa; Arthropoda; Arachnida; Mesostigmata; Phytoseiidae. The record is from RefSeq and is a predicted model, not a curated record.